Molecule: messenger RNA, 1254 nt
Organism: Neltuma alba
Lineage: Eukaryota; Viridiplantae; Streptophyta; Magnoliopsida; Fabales; Fabaceae
Product: F-box protein CPR1-like
Exons: 1
Coding region: 1-1254 (417 amino acids)
Molecular function (GO): protein binding
Source: RefSeq, a predicted model, not a curated record
AUGGCGAUUGCAGGCGACAAUCUUUGUCUGCCUCUGGAGAUCAUCCACAACAUUCUCAAAAGGCUUCUUCCAGUUAAAUCCGUGGAAAAGAUUGGAGGCGACAAUCCUUUUCUGCCCCUGGACAUCAUCCGAAACAUUCUCAAAAGGCUUCCUGUUAAAUCCCUUGUUCGAUUUCUUGCUGUGUGUAAAGAUUGGAAAAAUCUCUUGGAAUCCCCAGAUUUCAUCGCAGAGCACUACCACCAGUCUGCUCACAGCAACCCUCUUGUUAUCUGCACUGAUUUCAGUCCCAACCCUAGAUAUUCGCGCUUGUGUUUGGUUCCAUAUAAGACGGAAACUGUGGAAGUUGAGAGAAUACCCGCCAUGGAUUCCUUAAGGAAUCUUGACCGCAUCAUUGGUUCCAGCAACGGCUUGCUUUGUGUGGUACUACUGAAUGGUGUUUAUAAUCAUUCCCCUCCUCCUUCGCUUUUGUUGUUGAACCCAGCGACUAGAGAGGUAAGGCAAGUACCCAGGUCAGCGAAAGAUAAGGCUCUGGGAUGGGGAUUUGGGCUUUGUCCUGUGGUUAGGGAUUAUAAGAUAGUGAGAAUUUAUGCGACUAACUGUCCUUCAAUCAAAUUUGACGAGGACGGCGGUAUUCACGGGGAAGUGUUUUCGCUAAGAACGGGGUCCUGGAAAGAAGUGGAAUCUGGGGCUCUACGGCGGCUUCGAGCAUUUCCUUGUGAACCUCUCACUUUUAAUGGGGCUAUAUUUUGGUUGGGAUGGGGUGAAGCUUCCGUCAAGAUAGUUUCAUUUGAUCUAACAAUGGAAGUUUUUUCAUUGAUACCAACCCCUUUUUUAAUCCCUCUUCGUACUAAUCCUUCCUCUCAAAUUGUGUUGGAUGUGUACGAGAACAAAGUUGCUGUGCUUUAUCAAUACGGAGGUAGGCUUAAACCUAGUUUCAUGGAUUUAUGGGUGUUGGAAGAGGGAAGUGGUGCAUCUGGAAAGAGUUGGGGGUGGACUAAGAAAUAUAGUAUUGGACCAACUUCAUGGGGCUUAAGUCCGUUAUACUUUUGGAGGAAUGAAAUAGUCUUUCGAUACAUACACGAGGUUCAUUUGCUCAUUCUCACUGCUAAUCAUGAAUUGAAGCGCUUCAACAUCUAUCCCUCUAUCUAUAAUGUGCGUCAAAAACUCGAUUAUGUGGAGAGCCUCAUGUCUAUGGAUGGGGAUUCUUUCUGCUCAACUCUGGCAACAAUAGAAGAACUAUCUGCCAGGGAGUAG